GUCGAGGCUAAAUAAUCAUGGCCUUGUACGACAACAAACAUUGGCUUCUUUCAUACAUACGUGACAGUUUUAUAUCUACAGAUGACACUGGUGUCUGUGAGUUAGUGAUGCUGAGAGAGGAUAUACCAAAGCAAUUGAAAGCCAAUGGUGCUCACUGUUAUCUAGGAUUAGAUGAGAGCGAUGAUGAAGAUCUUGGUGCUCUGUCCGAGUCGUACGAUAUACAAAUCGAUAUGAGUUUUGGUCAUCGCCCGAGAUCAAAUACCGCUCAAAGACUCGAAAAAAUGGAGCUAGAACGAAAAAAAUCUGCUAAAGUUAAACACAUUAAGUGGGAAUCCAAAUCCGUGCGUUUAACUAAAGAAGAAAUUGCUGAUUUGUUUCAGCAAAAGGAUUUUCGUAAAAAAGAUAUCAGUGUGAAAAGACACUCAUUGUUAUCUGAACAAUUAGAAAAAUGUCCUUAUGCUCCUGUUAAUCGUUUUAUAGAAUACGCUAAGUUUGAUGGCAGUGGUUUAAUUGGAGUACCAGUGCGUAAAUACCGUAUAUUUAUGUGUAUGCUACCAAAAGAAGAACGUGUUUAUCCAAUGCAAGUUACUGUGAUUUGUUCUGCGACAGUUGAAGAAUUUAUCGGUUUAAUUUGUUAUAAGUACGCUACUGAGAAUCCUAAUCAUAGUUUAAAAAAAGAAAUAAAUAAAUAUGGCUUGUAUAUAGCUGAAGAUGAUGGUGAAGUCGACUGGGAUUUUCCUUGUCUUGAUCCAAGAGAAAAAAUAGGCAAAUUUGAAUUUUCUGCUCUGGGUUUAGUAGAAAUGCGUCUGAGUGAUCGACUCCGUCAUGAGCCAACUGGGCCCGUUCUUCCUGUUAAGCCUGAAGAAAUUAGAGAGGCAACUGAAAAGGAACAGGAAAUUUUCGCUCAGGAUUUAGCGAGGAUGAGAGGCCAUACGACAGCUAUCGAGGCUCCAAUGUAUCAAUUAUUUAGAGUUUACGUUAUUCAUAAAAUGAGAACAAAGACUGAAAUUCAUCUUGGUGUAUCUGGUGAUAAAAUAGAAAUAGAUCCUUUGGUAACGAGUAAAAGCGCUUACAAAUUUUGGAAUCGUCAAAAUCGUGUCAGUUAUCAAAUGGAAAAUGUUGCGUGGUGUGAAAUUAUUGAAAAUAGAGGAUCUAAGACAUCAUUUACACUAGUAUAUACUAAUCCGUCUACUUCUGAUAAUAUAAGUGUUUCUUCCUUAAAUUCAUCGUCUUUACAACAAUCGGCGUCAUUUAAAACACAUGAUUUCGAAGCUGAGUCAGCGGUAGCCGAAGAAAUAGUUAAAAAAAUAAAUCAUAUAUUAGAAUUACGAUCUAGUAAUGCGCGUAAAGAAUUUAUAGCACACAGAGAACGUAAAUCAAUGAGACGAAAAAGUUUUCAUCUUCAUAGGUGACCUAAGUAUUGGCUAUAUGUAUUUUUAAAUAAUUCCAAAGAUCAUAAAAUUACGUAAAUUUUAAAGAUACUAGUGUUUCCGAAUCAAAUUAGGCCAAGUUAAAUUUUCUAAUUACUUAUUAUAAAACAAUAAUAUUAUUAAUAAUUAAAAUAAUAAUUAUAAUUACUAUAGAAAUAAUAUGUUGUUAGUCAUUAAAUUAUUAUUACGUUUUA
Messenger RNA from Microplitis demolitor, 1624 nucleotides. It is a transcript of the gene Sin1, whose product is annotated as target of rapamycin complex 2 subunit MAPKAP1. Bases 18 to 1412 code for a protein of 464 amino acids. The transcript has 7 exons. Gene Ontology annotation, biological process: TORC2 signaling. Gene Ontology annotation, cellular component: TORC2 complex; cytoplasm; plasma membrane. The record is from RefSeq and is a predicted model, not a curated record. NCBI's taxonomy places the organism in Eukaryota, Metazoa, Arthropoda, Insecta, Hymenoptera, Braconidae. Gene Ontology annotation, molecular function: phosphatidylinositol-4,5-bisphosphate binding.